Cygnus atratus (black swan) is the source of this 854-nucleotide messenger RNA. RefSeq names its product cytochrome c oxidase assembly factor 1 homolog. The record is from RefSeq and is a predicted model, not a curated record. Gene Ontology annotation, biological process: mitochondrial respiratory chain complex IV assembly; mitochondrial respiratory chain complex I assembly. The coding region runs from base 187 to 621 and encodes 144 amino acids. Gene Ontology annotation, cellular component: mitochondrial inner membrane. The transcript is spliced from 6 exons. Lineage: Eukaryota; Metazoa; Chordata; Aves; Anseriformes; Anatidae.
CCCUGGCAGCGUCGCAGGCCGCGGCAAUGGCGGCCCCCACGGCCCAGGCGUGAACCCGCCCGCCCGCCGCUGCCGCUGACACCAUUAGUAUCUCCUGUGUCAUCACCCAAAAGUCAUCAGCAGCUGCAUGCUGAGGAUGUUCAAGGAUUUGAACACAACACUCGGACAUCCAUCCCACGAGGGACCAUGAUGGGGGGAAAGAUGCCAGCUUCUCUAAGAAAACUGCGGCAAAUGGCUAUUUUUAUGGGAGUGUUCAGCGGUGGGGGAUGUGUGGUGAUGUAUAAUCUUAUGCAAAAAGGUUUUGCCAGGACCCAGUAUUAUCAGCAGGGUUUGGAGCAACUCAACAACAAUCCUGCUGCCCUGGAAGCCCUGGGUGCUCCCCCUCUAAAGGUUCACAACAUCCGACUGACAGAUGGGAGUAACCGUGUGGACACAGAAAGAGCACAGAUAAAGUUACCCGUAUCUGGAACAAAAUCAGCGGGGUACCUCUACAUUGACUCAGAAAUGGACCACUCCCGUCAAUGCUGGUGCCUUCAGGAUGUCACCUUGAAACUCCGGGAUGGGCAGAAUAUUUCACUCUACCAUUCCCCGGUGAAAAGCAUCAGUGUGCAAGGAGGCUAAUGGUCCAAGGCAGCUGCUUCUCCACCUCCUACUGAACCGAAGGAGCCAUUAAUUGAUUGCAUCAUGCUGUGUACAGGGAUGCACGCCGGUGUUGCAAAGGACAAUGUCACUGAAGUGGAUGCUCCAAAGACAGUUCUGUCUCCAACACUGACCUGUGUUAUUAUUGUCAUGAUUGUAUGUUCAGCAAAAGCCUCAAAUAAAGAUAUUGCAACAAGAGUUGCUGUUCCAAAGGC